UGUAUCAGGUAUUUCCGUGUCAAGAAAUCACUUGUGGUAGGGUUUGCCUCUUUUUGUUUUAAAAUUCUAUCAAAGUUUUAUACAUUAUCUCUUUUGACUAAAACGUUUUUUCAGGUGCCUGUUUCUUUUUAAAGGUUUAUUUUUUUAAAAAAUAAUUAACCUCUUGUACAUGAAGUGUUUUUUCCAAUAGAAAGAGAUUGUGUGUGUGUCUGUGGUUUUAAGAUUUGAUGAUUUGUUCUUCCCUUUUAAUAAUGUUUAGUUAUUGGGAAAAAAUUGUGAACUGGCUAGUAUUCUGAUCCCUUUAAAUAUGUCUGGGUCCACAUAUUUUUACUCUUUGUAUACACUCUGAUUAGCAGGUUGAUUUUGUUUCUUCAUUUGCAGAAGUUGGAAAAGCAUGCCCUGAACCAACACAUGGAUUUGUCAAGAAAUUGGAUGAACCUUCGGGAUGCAGAAACAGGGAAAAUCCUCUGGCAAGGAACAGAAGAUCUGUCUGUACCUGGAGUGGAGCAUGAAGCCCGAGUUCCUAAAAAAAUCCUGAAAUGCAAAGCAGUAUCUCGGGAGUUAAACUUUUCCUCAGCAGAACAAAUGGAAAAAUUCCGUCUGGAACAGAAAGUUUAUUUCAAAGGGCAGUGUCUAGAAGAAUGGUUCUUUGAAUUUGGUUUUGUGAUUCCUAACUCCACAAACACUUGGCAGUCCUUGAUAGAAGCAGCACCUGAAUCACAGAUGAUGCCAGCUAACGUUUUAACUGGUAAUGUUAUUAUAGAGACCAAAUUCUAUGAUGACGAUCUUCUCGUAAGCACUUCCAGAGUGAGACUUUUCUACGUUUGAGAUGGGGCUUUUUGGAGCUGUUUUAGUUUUCCUCCAUACAGUUCUUGGUGCAGAACCCCCCGACUAUCCAGUGGAAGACACUCCUGUAGGCAGUGACCCUGGGGACCAGCUCAGCGUGGGUUGUGACCUUUGCCCAUCAGUUAUUUUGUUUUCUCCUCUGACAAGACCAGACCAAAUCCUCAGAGACGGGGCCAUCUGCUCAGCGAUGCCCUCAGGAAGAGAGGCUGUCUCUGAACACAGGCAAAUGAUGGUCAUGCAGAACCAAUACUGUAAAUUUAUGUUAGUCUCAUCCUUUCUACUUCUCUGGACCCUGGUAUAAUCUCCCAUUUCCACUCAUACCAAACUCUCAACGCUUUUCUUUUGGGGUUAACCUUUUCAUUUUUCACAUGUUGUAGAUUUUUAUCCUUUCGCUGGAUUUCUGUGUAACUGGUCCACACAUCCUCUUACCCCAAACUUGUAAAAUAGACUGUGAUAUCACCUAAUGUAAUUAAAACAAAUUUCUCAAUUAAAACAUUCCUACCGUCCAAAGAAGGGAAGAAAUGU
Sturnus vulgaris (Common starling) is the source of this 1371-nucleotide messenger RNA. NCBI's taxonomy places the organism in Eukaryota, Metazoa, Chordata, Aves, Passeriformes, Sturnidae. The record is from RefSeq and is a predicted model, not a curated record.